Monoraphidium neglectum is the source of this 936-nucleotide messenger RNA. RefSeq names its product L-aminoadipate-semialdehydedehydrogenase-phosphopantetheinyl transferase. Gene Ontology annotation, molecular function: holo-[acyl-carrier-protein] synthase activity; magnesium ion binding. The transcript has 5 exons. Lineage: Eukaryota; Viridiplantae; Chlorophyta; Chlorophyceae; Sphaeropleales; Selenastraceae. The record is from RefSeq and is a predicted model, not a curated record. Gene Ontology annotation, cellular component: cytosol. The coding region runs from base 1 to 936 and encodes 311 amino acids.
AUGGCGCAUUACCCGCACCCCGCCUGCAAGCGGUGGCUCAUCGAUGUCGCCACGUGGCGGCCAUCCGACGGCGAGAUAGCUUGGCUGGGGGCGUUGCUGCCGGAGGAGGACGCAGCUGCAUGCCUGAAGUAUCGGUUCGAGGAUGACAGGAAGCGCGCGCUUGCCAGCAGGCUGCUGGUACGCCGAUGCUGUGCCGACGCCCUGGGCAUCCCCUGGCGCCAAGUUGUCGUGAAGCGCACGCGCGGGCGCAAGCCUUUCUGCGCCAACGCCGGCGUUGGCCGGUCAAACGCCCCCAACUUCAACUUUAACGUAUCCCAUGAGGGUGACUACGUGGCGCUGGCCAGUGACCCCCUGGCCAUCGUCGGCGUCGACGUGGCGGCGCCGCAGCAGCUGCGGCGCGGCGGCGGCGGCGCGCGCCCGCUGAUGGCGGCGCUGCGGCCGCUGAGGGACCAGCUGACCUCGGCAGAGUGGGCGCGCAUCGAGCACGCGGCCCCCGAUGAGGAAUCCAUGGAAGCUGCCUUCCAGCAGGCCUGGGGCUGCAAGGAGGCGUUUGUGAAAGCCAGGGGGGACGGACUCGGAUUCCAUCCGCUGUCACGCAUACACACAAACGUGGGAGCGGCGCCCGACGCUGAUGCACACAGCGGCGCCGCGGGCGUGCUGGCGGCGACCCUCACGGUCGACGGCGACCCGCUGUCGCGGUGGCGCGUGCAGCUGCACCGGCUGCCGCGGCGGCACUGGGCGGCGGUCGCGCUGGCGCCGCCGGAAGAGGUUGUGGAUGCAAAUGGGGAGUUCAAGGCCACCCUGCUGCGCCCCAUCAUCGGAGACGAAGAAAUGGCCGCCCUGCUGGCGCGGCCGGCGCCGCCGUUUGAUCUGCUGCAGAUCCAAGAUCUGCUGCCGCCUGAUCUGGCAUCGCAGCACGAGGCCCUGUUUGGCUGA